CUGCCAGAAUGCCGAACUGGGGAGGAGGCAAGAAGUGCGGGGUGUGCCAGAAAACGGUUUACUUUGCCGAGGAGGUUCAGUGCGAAGGCAACAGCUUCCAUAAAUCCUGCUUCCUGUGCAUGGUCUGCAAGAAGAAUCUGGACAGCACCACCGUGGCCGUGCACGGGGAGGAGAUUUACUGCAAGUCCUGCUACGGCAAGAAGUAUGGGCCUAAAGGCUACGGCUACGGCCAGGGCGCAGGCACGCUGAGCACUGACAAGGGCGAGUCGCUGGGCAUCAAGCACGAGGAGGCCCCUGGCCACAGGCCCACCACAAACCCCAACGCGUCCAAGUUUGCACAGAAGAUUGGGGGCUCUGAGCGCUGCCCCCGGUGCAGCCAGGCGGUCUAUGCUGCAGAGAAGGUGAUCGGUGCUGGAAAGUCCUGGCACAAGAGCUGCUUCCGAUGUGCCAAGUGCGGCAAAGGCCUGGAGUCAACCACCCUGGCCGACAAGGAUGGAGAGAUCUACUGCAAAGGAUGCUAUGCGAAGAACUUCGGACCCAAGGGCUUUGGCUUUGGGCAAGGAGCUGGGGCUUUGGUCCACUCCGAGUGAGGCGGCCUGGCUAUGCCCUGCCCACGCCUGUGCCCUUCCCUCGCCUUCCCAGCAGCCUCAGAGACCUCAGGGUUCUCUCGCUCGCUCUCUCUGCCCUGCCACACAGCACUAAUGACUUGAACUUGGGGUCUGGCUCCCUGUGGUCUGGGAGUCUGCCUGAGGCUCCAUCCACUAGAAGGCUCCCCCUGCCUGGUACCCGACACCCCCACCUGUUGGAGGUCCCAGAGUUUUCACUAAGGUGUGGCCAGUCCCCACCACCACCACCACCUCUGCCUUGGCCUCCCAGCUAAGAGUCCUCAUCCGGGACAAGACACCUCAGCCCAGGGCGAUAGCAGCGCAGGCCUGUGGUCGGGGGGCAGGACCGAGAUGG
Tupaia belangeri chinensis (Chinese tree shrew) is the source of this 960-nucleotide messenger RNA. It is a transcript of the gene CSRP1, whose product is annotated as cysteine and glycine rich protein 1. Lineage: Eukaryota; Metazoa; Chordata; Mammalia; Scandentia; Tupaiidae. Gene Ontology annotation, molecular function: structural constituent of muscle; actinin binding. The record is from RefSeq and is a predicted model, not a curated record. Gene Ontology annotation, cellular component: cytoplasm; nucleus; Z disc. The transcript is spliced from 6 exons. Bases 9 to 590 code for a protein of 193 amino acids. Gene Ontology annotation, biological process: sarcomere organization; muscle tissue development.